This is a messenger RNA of Arabis nemorensis, 1632 nucleotides long. The record is from the annotation of a GenBank genome assembly. Lineage: Eukaryota; Viridiplantae; Streptophyta; Magnoliopsida; Brassicales; Brassicaceae.
AUGAGUAUAAUCUCUAAUUUCAACGAGGAAAAAAAGGAAAAGGUUCUUGAGGACCUAACAUGGAACGUGAAGCAAAUACAAGACAAUUUGUUGAAAGAGAUAAUCACACUUAAUGCAGAAACAGAGUAUCUCCAAGACUACCUUCAUGGAAGCUCUGUUAAAGAGCUCUUCAAGAAGAACUUACCUAUAGUCACCUAUAAAGAUGUGAAACCUUAUAUCGAUCGUGUCGUGAAUGGAGAACCAUCUACUAUAAUAUCGGCCAUACCCACUACAACCUUCUUGCGAAGUUCGGGAACUUCAGGAGGAGCACAAAACUAUAUACCAUCCAAUAACAAGUUCUUAGAAGGCUAUGCAUUCCUCUAUGAUCUUCGCAUGCUCGUUAUAAGCAAGCAUGUGAAAGGUGUGGAGAAAGGAAAGGGGAUGAUGUUUUUCUUAACUUGUCUCGAGACCACAGCUGCUGGUGGCUUGCCCAUUGAGACCGCAUCGAGCAACUUCUUAAAGAGCGACUAUUUCAAGAAUCGACCAAAUAAUUGGUAUUACUCUUACACGAGCCCGGAUGAAGUUAUGUUAGGAAGUUUGGUCCGAGCAAUCAAGGUUCUUGAAGAUUCUUGGAAGGAUUUGUGUUCGGACAUCCGAUCAGGUCAUCUCAGCGAGCGGAUCACCGAUUCUUGUUGUCGAAACUCCGUGUCUAUCAUUCUUGGAGGUCAGCCCCGUCCUGAAUUAUCAGACGAGAUUCAAAAGUUCUGCAGCCAAAAGUCUUGGAAAGGUAUAAUGACAAUGCUAUGGCCACAAACCAAAUGCAUUGAAGCUGUUGCUACAGGUUCAAUGGCAAAAUAUGUUCCCAUAUUGAAGUAUUACUGCAAUGACUUGCCUCUUUUUUCACCAACUUACACUUCUUCCGAGACAGUCUUCGGUGUUAAUCUUGAUCCUCUAUGUAAACCUGAAGACGUCUCUUACACUCUCAUGCCUAACCUAUCUUACUUUGAGUUCAUACCAACGGAGGGAGACAAUGAUGACAUUGUAGACCUCGCCGAUGUCAAACUCGGGUGUUCUUACCUAUUGUUGGUCACAAAUUUAUGGGGUUUGUAUAGAAUGAAAAUCGGAGAUAUUCUCCAGGUGACUGGAUUCUACAACAAGGCACCUCAGUUUAGGUUUCUAAGAAGAGAGGGAGUGGUGUUAAACAUCCAAACGGACCUGACAAAUGAAGAAGACUUGUUUAAGGCGGUGAAUCGAGCAAAGAUGGUUCUUGACUCAUCAGAUCUAAGGCUUAUAGAUUUCACUAGCUAUGCUGACAUCUCCACUAGUCCAGGUCACUACGAGAUUUAUUGGGAAGUAAAGGCUAUAAACCAAGACAUUAAGGACCUCGAGUUCGAUGAAAAGACAUUCUUGGAAUGUUGUUUGGUAAUGGAGGAUUCACUUGAUGAUGAAUACAAGGAGUGUCGGUUAUACAGAUCUGUCGGGCCUCUCGAGAUAAGAGUAGUGAAUGAUGGUACGUUUGAUUCUCUUAUGGACUUGUAUAUCUCAAAGGGUGGUGCGAUUACUCAAUACAAGACUCCUACAUGUAUAACAUCUGAAAAGAGCUUACAAGUAUUGGAGACAAAUGUGGUUGCUAGGUUCUCCAAUACUCAUUAA